CUCCCCGGCCGGCGGGCAGCCGGCAGCUUCAGCGACCGGCCACCCCGCCGCCCAUGUCCUCCGCGCCGCCGCGCUCGCCCACCCCGCGGGCCGCCAGGAUGAAGAAGGACGAGUCCUUCCUGGGCAAGCUGGGCGGCACCCUGGCCAGGAAGAAGAGAGCCCGGGAGGUGAGUGACCUGCAGGAAGAGGGCAGAAGUGCCAUCAACUCGCCGAUGUCCGCUGCCUCGGUGGACGUCCACCCCGAAGACACUCAGCUCGAGGAGAAUGAGGAGCGAACUAUGAUUGACCCCACCUCCAGGGAGGACCCCAAAUUCAAGGAGCUGGUCAAGGUGCUCCUGGACUGGAUCAACGACGUGCUGGUGGAGGAGCGGAUCAUCGUGAAGCAGCUGGAGGAGGACCUGUACGACGGGCAGGUGCUGCAGAAGCUCCUGGAAAAGCUGGCGGACCGAAAGCUGGAUGUGGCCGAGGUGACCCAGUCUGAGAUAGGGCAGAGGCAGAAGCUGCAGACGGUCCUGGAAGCCGUGCACGACCUGCUGCGGCCCCACGGCUGGGCGCUUCGGUGGAACGUGGACUCCAUCCACGGCAAGAACCUGGUGUCCAUCAUCCACCUCCUGGUGUCGCUGGCCAUGCACUUCCAGGCCCCGAUCCGCCUGCCCGAGCACGUGUCGGUGCAGGUGGUGGUCGUCCGGAAGCGGGAAGGCCUGCUCCACUCCAGCCACGUCUCAGAGGAGCUGACCACGACCACAGAGAUGAUGAUGGGCCGCUUUGAGCGGGACGCCUUUGACACCCUCUUCGACCACGCCCCAGACAAGCUGACUGUGGUGAAGAAGUCACUCAUCACGUUUGUGAACAAGCACCUGAACAAGCUGAACCUGGAGGUGACAGAGCUGGAGAGCCAGUUUGCAGACGGCGUGUACCUCAUCCUGCUCAUGGGCCUUCUGGAGGACUACUUUGUCCCCCUCCACAACUUCUACCUGACUCCGGAGAGCUUCGAUCAGAAGGUCCACAACGUGGCCUUCGCCUUCGAGCUGAUGCUGGACGGGGGGCUCAAAAAGCCCAAGGCUCGCCCGGAAGAUGUGGUGAACCUGGACCUCAAGUCCACGCUGAGGGUGCUCUACAACCUCUUCACCAAGUACAAGAACGUGGAGUGACUGGCGCAGCAGAUGACGGUGGCGGGGACGGCAACCGGGCGAGAGAAGCGGGAUCCGUCACGGGGCCUGGGCUCCCGGGCACCCGGGCUCCCGUCCCAGCCCGGUCUCUGCUCUUUACCCCUUCUCGUUGUGACUCUCGGGACCUUUGCAAAUGUACGGUUUGAAGCCUCCCUUCAGGCUGUUGUCCUUGGUCUGGAUCAAAAGAUGGAAAGGAAAAGCCCAGCCCCCUCUCCACCUUGACCCCCAGGCCCCGUGUGCUCUGAGGGGAGGAGCUGGCGAGCACAGGCGCUAUGCUGGGUGCCACUGCUGCUGUCACUGCUGCUCAGGUGCAAACUCCCCGGGGCUCGGGGCUCGCCUGUCUGUCCCCAGGGUUCCCCGGGGAUGGGCUCUCCUUGGAAGCAGGGCCUUUUGAGUCAAAGGCUUUGUGGUUUAAAAAUACGUCCUUCUCAAGUCCGCCAAGCUUUAGAUGUGACGUGAGUUUCACUCCCGGUUCCGGUGGCUUUUUGGUCAUCCUGUGUUGCGAUUGAUCAUUUGCACAAAAGACCCAGGCAGACCAGCGCCUCUGGCCCACAGGAGCGGCGGGUGCGGGGAGCUGCGGGCCGGGAACCGGCUGUGCAGUUGCCCUGGAUGUGGCCUGGGGUCCCACCUGGGAACGCACACGUGUAUCCAUGUGCUGGGCUUCCUGGCAGGGCGCUGCAGGCCAGGGGCUUCAGCAGCAGAGAAUUCGUGGCCGCUGCUCUGGGGGCUGCAGGGCUGGUCCCUGCCGAGGCCUCUCCUUGGCCGGCGUCUCCCGGGGGUUUGCACUGUCUUUGCUGUGUGUGUCUGUGCCUGGACACCUCUUCUCAGGAGGAGACCUGUCUGCCUGUGCGCAAAGCCGUGGGUAGGCCCUCACUGCCCCCCACCUCCCUGGUGACCCCUCUGUACACCCAGCUCCACGUGCACCCUCACACUGGGGAUUGGGACCUCAGCCUGUGGCUCUGGAGGCCACAACUCAGCCCACGACAGGGACGUAUGAAGUAUUCGUUAUGCCACCUGAGUGAGGUGGCGUCUCUCUCCAGAGUGUCCCACAAAAAGAAAUAUUGUCAUUUAUGUGUGGCCAGCUCACUCCCGCUUGCCUUGGCUCUGCAGAGAGAUGGGGUUCACCGGCUGCAUUUCCUGGGUGGCCCAUGCUCUCUGGUGCCCUGCUCUGUGGCCUGUCCCUGGCCCCACCACCCUGUAGACUCAGCAUUUGCAGCAGCGAUGACCAGAUGACCCUUGCAGUCUCUCAGAUCCCCGCCUCCCUGCAAUAGGCCAGAGCUGCCCAAUACGAUGUUCGUAUGUGACUGAAUGCCAGCGCAGUUUGAGGAACAGUUUAACGUUCCCCGCUUCCCACCGUUGCUAGGCUGGGGAUGGGAUCCGAAUAGCCACUUUGAUGGAGGUGGUUUCCCAGCGGGGGGCAAGAAAUAAUUAAAGCAGCAUUAGGUGUCUCCUGCGGGAUGCGUGACAUUAAAGAGCCACACUGACAGAACAUCCGGGCUGGAACGUUCUGUGCUGCCUUGGUGACACGCGUGGAAUGGUGGCAGAUGCCGCCAGUGGAGCGGGGCCUGGCCUGAGUGUUCACGGGCGGGCUUGGGGUGGGGGGACCCCUGCCUGGGGGGUGGCAAGGGCCGGAGAGGGAAUGGAGCAGAAGUCGGGUGUCCCAGCUGCCCCUGUCCCGUGAACGCAGUGUGACCUGGAGCAGAGGCUCUGCGUUCCGUUUCUCUGUAUAGAGGCCGAGUCUUUCUGUGUUCGGUGGCUGGGGCAGGAGUCACCUGGAUGGGGUCUCUGGAAUGAGACACCUUCCCCUGAUGCUGGGGCAUCCUGGGGUCGCUUGCGCCCUGGGCCUGUUUACUUCCCUUUGUCUCUGAGCUGCUCUGGGGUGCAAACCCUUCCCUCUUGGGUCUACGUUCGUGGGAGUUGUGGAGCCUCUUUCCGGCCUGUGUGCCCCAUUCUUGUGAUUCUUAAAUUGUCUGCAGUGGGGCCUGGUCCAGAGGAACCAGGCGACCGCAAGGCCAUUGUGUCCACCCCCGGGACUGAGCUUGGACAGCCCUGAGACAGACGCCCACGCUCCAUCCUCCCCAGGAUGGCCCCUUGGCCUGUCCCCGCCCUCGGAGCCCCAGCCCUGCCCAGGGUCCCAUGCUGUCCUCAUUGUCGCAGAGAAUUGAUUUUGUUCUAAAACAGCUGAAUCCUCUUUUGUCCCUGCGUGUGGGCCAGGGUUGCAUUGUCUUUUUAAUUGUUUGAAGAAACAUUUACUUUGGAUUCUGGAUAUUAAAUAAAAACCACUGAAACCCCG
Messenger RNA from Cavia porcellus (domestic guinea pig), 3462 nucleotides. RefSeq names its product parvin beta (gene Parvb). Gene Ontology annotation, cellular component: cytoplasm; actin cytoskeleton; lamellipodium. Bases 54 to 1151 code for a protein of 365 amino acids. The record is from RefSeq and is a predicted model, not a curated record. NCBI's taxonomy places the organism in Eukaryota, Metazoa, Chordata, Mammalia, Rodentia, Caviidae. Gene Ontology annotation, biological process: actin cytoskeleton organization; lamellipodium assembly; substrate adhesion-dependent cell spreading. The transcript has 13 exons. Gene Ontology annotation, molecular function: actin binding.